Aspergillus heteromorphus CBS 117.55 is the source of this 711-nucleotide messenger RNA. RefSeq lists its product as uncharacterized. Bases 1 to 711 code for a protein of 236 amino acids. NCBI's taxonomy places the organism in Eukaryota, Fungi, Ascomycota, Eurotiomycetes, Eurotiales, Aspergillaceae. The record is from RefSeq and is a predicted model, not a curated record. The transcript has 2 exons.
AUGGAGCGCCCGAGACUUCCCCAUGCGAGCAGCCUUCAUAUCCGGACUCUACAACCUCACCGAAUCUGCCGCAUUCAACUGCCCCGCCUCAAACUGCACAUACCCAAACUACGACUCCAUCGGAAUAACCAGCCAGUGCACCAAGGUCACCUCUCAGACGACACACAAUCUUGCAACACCACCACCAAUGGCUACGUGGACAUCUGCACCUACAAGACCCCCUCCAAUUACACCCUCUCCGCGUAUUCCACCUCUGACGCACCCAGUGGCUUCCAAUUCACUCAAGCCAACACCAGCAUCAACACUUCCUACUCUUACGUUCUAGGCCCGGAACUCUUCAGUAUGGCAUUGAUUCGCUUCCCCUACGAUGACACCAGCGAAGAAGCUACAGAUGCAUGGUUAAAGACCCGGCAGGUCUACGAAUGCUCCAUCAGCCUCUGCGUGCACACGUACUCGAACUGGACCGUCACGAACGGAACGAUCAACCCCGGCAAUAUAUCCACCACCGAGGUGAAAUACAACGGAUCCAGCCCGGUCCUGAACUACACCACGAACACAAACAGCAAUAGCAGUAACUCAUCGACAACCUUCGCCGCCAAUAUGUUUGAUACAACCCUCAUGUACGAGAUCCUCGCCGACAUCUUCGACCUCUCCACCAACGCCGCCUCUGACAUCCCCGCCACCAUUCAUUGGUGCUACUGUUGGGGUUGA